AGGUCGGUAUUGCCAAACUUGCUCCACACCACUCAUUUGCACAAAUAACCCCAAAUUCAAAACCCUAAUUCAUCUCGAUUUCUCUUCCUUGAUUCAUUUCUUUUCCAAUUAUCCAUUCAUCCUUGGGCGUUUUCUGGUGUUCAAUUUGUAGGCCUUUCUAAUGGGGUGAACCGAUUGUUAUUUGCUCUGCUUUUUAUGGAGUGGGACAGCAAUUCUGAUCUGAGCGGAGACGAGGAAGGGUUUUUAUUGAAUGAUGGAGGCUCACUGCCUUUCCCCGUCGACACCCUGCUUCAACCGGCGCCCUGUGGCUUCGUUGUUACGGAUGCACUGGAACCCGACCAUCCAAUUAUUUACGUGAAUUCUGUUUUCGAGAUCAUAACUGGGUAUCGCGCUGAAGAAGUUCUUGGUCGUAAUUGUCGGUUCUUGCAGUGCAGAGGUCCAUAUGCAAAAAGAAGGCAUCCACUGGUGGACUCUACUGUAGUAUCAGAAAUUAGGAGAUGUCUUGAGGAUGGAAUCGAAUUCAAAGGAGAACUGCUAAAUUUUAGAAAAGAUGGUACCCCAUUAAUGAACAGAUUGCGUAUGACCCCUAUAUAUGGUGAUGAUGAGGUAAUAACCCAUAUUAUUGGCAUCCAGUUCUUCACAGAAGUUGAUCUUGAUCUGGGUCCACUCCCAGGAUCUACGACCAAGGGAAACUUGAAAUCAUCUGAUCUGUUUCGUUCCAGUCUUCUGUCUUGCCGUCUAACUCCAGAAGGGAACCGCAAUUCUGGUCGUGGGCUCUGUGGGAUACUACAAUUGAGCGAUGAAGUGCUCUCUCUAAAAAUUCUUUCACGUUUGACACCAAGAGAUAUUGCAUCUGUGGGAUCUGUUUGCAGACGUUUCUAUGAGGUAGCAAAGAAUGAGGAUCUAUGGAGAAUGGUCUGCCAAAAUGCUUGGGGUAGUGAAACAACUCGAGUUCUAGAGACAGUUCCUGGGGCUAAGAGAUUGGGAUGGGGUAGAUUGGCAAGGGAGCUUACUACUCUUGAGGCGGCUGCAUGGCAGAAGCUGACUGUCGGAGGUGCUGUCGAGCCUUCUCGCUGCAAUUUCAGUGCGUGUGCGGUUGGGAACCGUGUUGUUCUUUUUGGCGGUGAGGGAGUCAACAUGCAACCGAUGAACGAUACAUUUGUACUGGAUUUAAAUUCUAGUAAACCCGAGUGGCAACAUGUGAAAGUUGGCUCUCCGCCACCUGGUCGUUGGGGUCAUACGCUUUCGUGCGUGAACGGUUCAAACUUGGUGGUGUUUGGUGGCUGUGGGACCCAAGGGUUACUUAACGACGUCUUUGUGUUGGAUUUGGACGCCAAGCAUCCAUCAUGGCGUGAGAUCUCUGGGUUGGCCCCACCGCUUCCACGAUCAUGGCACAGUUCCUGCACCCUGGAUGGGACCAAGUUGAUCGUUUCUGGUGGUUGUGCAGACUCUGGUGUACUUCUAAGCGACACUUUCUUACUCGAUCUCUCGAUGGAGAAACCGAUUUGGAGAGAGAUCCCAGUGACAUGGACCCCGCCUUCUCGUCUUGGUCACACGUUAUCGGUCUAUGGUGGCAGGAAAAUCUUGAUGUUCGGAGGUCUUGCGAAAAGUGGGCCCCUCAGGUUCCGCUCCAGUGAUGUGUUUACCAUGGAUCUAAGUGAGGACGAACCUUGUUGGAGAUCCGUAACUGGAAGCGGAAUGCCGGGUGCCGGUAAUCCAGGCGGCAUAGCUCCGCCACCCCGUCUUGAUCAUGUAGCCGUCAGCCUUCCUGGCGGCAGGAUACUUGUCUUUGGAGGGUCCGUUGCUGGUCUUCACUCAGCCUCACAGCUGUACAUUCUGGACCCCACCGAGGAGAAGCCCACAUGGCGGAUAUUAAAUGUACCCGGGCGGCCGCCCAGGUUUGCAUGGGGCCAUAGCACAUGUGUCGUUGGAGGUACACGAGCAAUUGUUCUUGGAGGUCAAACUGGCGAGGAAUGGAUGCUGAGCGAGCUUCAUGAGCUGUCCUUAGCGAGUUCCGCUAUCUAAAAUGCAAUAAAUGUUUGGAAAAGCCUUUGUAUAAAAACGAUUCAGAGGUGCUUAACAUGUCAAUACAUUUCUUGCACGAGGUACACGGAGGUAUGGCCGAUUGUGGUGGUUGCCAACAGCGUAUUCCGAGAAUAAAGGUACGAAUUUUGUGAGAUUUGUGCACAAGUGUUGUUUAGUACCUUAUUUGGAAGUUUUUUUGGUAAGAAGUAAUUGACAGAUCAUAGUAGGGUAUUUAUAUAAUUAUAUACUUAAUUAGGUCUUGUUUGCAUGAUGUAAUGUGUUGUGGUUUAAGGUCUUAGAAAACUAAAGUGUUAAUGGUGGUGCUUGUAUAUAGGAAAUGACAAAUUUAUCCUUAACUCUGUACUGAAAGCUGUAUUCAGCUCUACUAUGCAUUUAGGAAGGAACAUAUCUCAUCUCUGAAGAAGCCAUCGGCGCCUACUUGUACAUGGAUUGGUUCGUAUUUUGGCCGUGGAUGAGAACUUCCUUAUGGGUCUGUUGAAUGCUCGGUCAGUUGGUUUUCUUCAGGCUUUAAAGGGGUUCGUUUAACCGUUAUUUUUAUAGAUAAUAUAUAUACAUAUUUCUUAUAUUGGUGCUUUUGUGCAUCUUUGAGUAUGACUUGUAAUAUUUGGAUGUUGCUAUGCAUUAGAGAAAUGAUUUGGAUGCUUACGUUACGGAUCAUAUAUGACAGAUGUUGCUUGUUUGCAC
Cynara cardunculus var. scolymus (artichoke) is the source of this 2730-nucleotide messenger RNA. Its product is annotated as adagio protein 1-like. The transcript is spliced from 2 exons. Gene Ontology annotation, cellular component: SCF ubiquitin ligase complex; cytosol; nucleus. The record is from RefSeq and is a predicted model, not a curated record. Lineage: Eukaryota; Viridiplantae; Streptophyta; Magnoliopsida; Asterales; Asteraceae. Gene Ontology annotation, biological process: response to blue light; circadian rhythm. Bases 196 to 2025 code for a protein of 609 amino acids. Gene Ontology annotation, molecular function: protein binding.